Drosophila biarmipes is the source of this 1373-nucleotide messenger RNA. RefSeq lists its product as uncharacterized. The record is from RefSeq and is a predicted model, not a curated record. NCBI's taxonomy places the organism in Eukaryota, Metazoa, Arthropoda, Insecta, Diptera, Drosophilidae. The transcript is spliced from 2 exons. Bases 51 to 1091 code for a protein of 346 amino acids.
UAAGUGGGAAAACCCCUGCCAAAGGAAAAACAGGGAAAAUCAAAUACAAAAUGUGGCAGCGACAGGUGUUGGUGCUCGGCAUUUACGUGCUCAUAACAAUGAAGGUGGCAAGGAGCACCGCCAGUCGGUUUAACGGCGCCACUUCCGCCGGCAGCCAAGGCCCGCAACUAAAGCUGGAGAUGAAUGCAUGGCAGCCUUUCACGCAGCACAACAAUUGGCUCAUUCUCCAGGCGACGGCGCCCAGCUCAAUGCAGCCGGAGCGAGCGGAGGUCCGGAAGGAGAUCCGGGAAAGGCGAAAGGAGCCGGAACGACUUCCUGUCAAUUUCUACGCCUACAACCACCGCUACAACGAGAGCUCGCCGUCGCCAGGCGGAAAUUACAAACCGAUUCCUCCAGCCAGCGAUCCAGCCAGCUACGUUUUGGCCAUCAGCCAGCAAAUGCGACGGGGCCAACUCCUGCGCCAGCUGCCAAAAGCGGAGGAAGCCGGGCCGGAAGUUCAGGAGGUGGCUGUGACUUCAACCCACUCGGCUAAUGGUGACGGUGAUGCUGACGAUUAUGAUGAUGCCCAAAACGAAAUCCUUGCUCUGGCGGCAGGAGGAGCAGCAGAACAGGCAUCGCUCCGGGGAAUCGAAUCCUACUUGGAGCCCUUUGAACGAGCUCUGGUGAAAGUGCGCAACUUCUGCGACGCCCUGAGGAGCGUGAUUAGCGACGAGGCAGAUGAGACUGGCUCAAAUAAAUUGGAUGCCACCGCAAGCGGCGCGACAGCCACCACAGCACCACCAGGUGCAACAUCAAAGGACCUCCUGGUUCAAGGUCGCGCCCGACGUCUGGCCCUGGAGCUGGAAUCGGAAUCGGAGGGCCGCAAGCUCAAGAAGCUGAAGAAGAAGAUCCAGAAGCUGCUGUUCCCGCUGCUGAUUGCCUACAAGCUGAAGUUCCUCACCCUCAUCCCGGUCCUCAUCGGCGGGCUCACGCUGCUCGUGGGCACCACGGGUCUGGCCGGCUUCUUCUUCGCUCUCUUUACGGCCGUAAUGAGCCUGAAGACCUCCGCGGGCGGCCAUGCCAGCAAGGCGCUCGUCUUGAAGAAGCUCUGAUGAGUUUCGCUUUUAGGCACAUUCAGAUUAGCGAUUCGCCUAAGUUGGCCAACUGCUCAGCCAAACAGCAUUGAUUUGUCUGCUCAGAGGCUAUAAACGACGCCGAUUUUGAACGAUAGCGGCGACGCACCCUCAAGUGAAAUGAAGUUUAUACAUAACAGCAUAGUCCCCAAAUACGAUAAACGAAUUUAGACGUGUUCAUUAGUGCAGGCGAAUAUCGAAUACUCUGGUUGAAAUGAUCCAUGUAUAAUUCAAUUGUAUUACGCAUUUUAUAGUUCUUCU